AUGACACGAAUAACCCUAGAGAAAGGCCAUGUCUUGCGACCAUUACUGCCCCGACUGCUCCCAGCGGGGGUGAAUCCUCCUGCAUCGGACGUCGUCGUGAAGCGACUUCAACAGAAUCGUCGGAGAUUCAAUAUUACUCGCGUCGCAUGCGAACCGUGCCGAAAGCGCAAAUCCAAGUGUGAUGCUCAGCAUCCAACCUGCAGCGGCUGUGCCCGUCGCCAAGUAGAUUGCCAGUAUGAGACAUUGAGAGCUGGGGGAAGCCGGUACGAGGCAUUGAAGAGGUCAUACGAAGACGCAAAGCACGAUCUUGCAGCCUAUCGAUAUUUGAUCCAUGUUCUUACAACCGCAUCGGAAGAGGUAUCCCAGGCAAUUAUCCGACGGAUUAAGACUAGCGCCAGUAUACCGUCUAUACAUCGCUCUGUCUUGGAAGCUAGGCUGGUGCUCGAGGUACGUGAUAGUAAUCGGGAUAGACGCGCAUGCGCGCUCCCGUGA
Purpureocillium lilacinum is the source of this 492-nucleotide messenger RNA. The record is from RefSeq and is a predicted model, not a curated record. NCBI's taxonomy places the organism in Eukaryota, Fungi, Ascomycota, Sordariomycetes, Hypocreales, Ophiocordycipitaceae.